This is a messenger RNA of Octopus sinensis (East Asian common octopus), 1660 nucleotides long. Its product is annotated as small integral membrane protein 14. The coding region runs from base 220 to 528 and encodes 102 amino acids. The transcript has 5 exons. NCBI's taxonomy places the organism in Eukaryota, Metazoa, Mollusca, Cephalopoda, Octopoda, Octopodidae. Gene Ontology annotation, cellular component: endoplasmic reticulum. The record is from RefSeq and is a predicted model, not a curated record.
AAUAACCUGACGUGGCUCCAUUGAUGAUUUGUCAUUAGAGAGAGGGAAAGCGAGAGUCAGAGGGUAGUGUUGUUUCGCCACUGAUUACAAUCUGUUUGAUAAGCUCCCUCUUCGCAAAUCCCAUCAGCGUUUGGUAUUAUUAUUAUCACCAGCAUUUUACUACGAUAAUUAUUAUCUUUUUCAUCUCCUGAACGGUAAAUUAUAUAUAUACCUCUCAAUAUGUCAGGUGGACAUUUUGAUCCCUGUGAAUGUAUUUGGAAUCAUGAGAAUGCUAUGAGGAGACUGAUUCAAAUAUUACGGACGUCUCAGUCACACUGUACAAAUGACCAAUGCCUCCAAGAAAUGCCAAGCUUACCUGAGGGACCUGAUGGUGAUUUUAGUAGUAUGAUGUUCAUUACUUUGGGAUGGAUUGUUAUUGCUACAGCACUAUUUCUGCUGCGUCCUGCAAGUCUUCGGAACACAUCUAGUAUGAAGUCUGACCGGAGAUCAGAUUCGCCAGACACCCAGCCUCCAGCUCCUACUCAGUAAGACUGUAAUUAUCAAGAAAUUUUAAGACGUACUAUAAGGAGUGAUCUGUUACUGGAAAUGAUAUUCGUUAUGCAUUUUGGACAUUAAAUGUGAUUCUGUAACUAAAUUUUGACAUGUUUUAAGGACUGCCUUCUUCGAAGGGUCUGAUGUUAGUGUACUUCUUCCCGGUUAUAUCAAGGUUAAUUGCUAUUAACUAUUAAGUGGUGAUGGUUUCCAAAAACUUUUCUUUGUUUUCUUCUUAAUUUUUGUUUGUUUAUUAGCAAAAUCAUUUAAAGAGUUUUCAUAAACUGUUUAAUUUAUUAGAAAGGAAUAGUCUCUUGAUAUAUUUAUAUUUUUAGCAAUUCAGCAUAUAUACAUACACACCCUGCUCUCUCUCUCUCUCCUCUCUCUCUCUCUCUCUAUAUAUAUAUAUAUAUAUAUAUAUAUAUAUAUAUAUAUAUAAAAUAUGUGUGUGUAUACAUGCAUAAUUUUCACCACACUUAUAUAGUCACUGUAGUGUCCUUUUUUUUUGUUUUUUGUUCUGUUAUUCCCUGCUGUUAUGUUGGCACAAGAAAUUUCAGUCAUAUGAGUUGACUGAUAUAGAUGUGAACCAUGCAUAAGUGUGAAUAUAUUUGUGUGUGAGCAUGUGUGUGUGUGUAUGUGUGUUUAUGUUACAUACUGAGUACUCAAGGAAACUGUUUUUUCUUUAAUACAUAUUUGUUGAAAAGCUUUUGGGGAGAUGGACAUUGAUCUAAAGAAACAAUUGCCAGUAAAGUUCAAAUCCAGGGGAAAUUGUAGACAUUAUUAUGCUACUGAAAAUAAUUAAAAAGAAAAAAAUUUGAAUUCAAAUGAAAUUCAGAAAUGGAAGCAUUUAUAUAACUACAAAAAAACAACCUAGCCAUUUUAAACAUCUGAACUGGAUGACUUCUUUACACUUUCGUGGUGAACUAGAUUGAGAAGUAUUUCUAUUACCAUAUUGCUGAGUAAAAUUUUAGUGUUUAUCUGAUUGUAUGAUAGUGAUGAUGAUUGUGAAGAUGAAUGCGCCUUUUCUUAUUAGUUUACUACUAAUAUUUAUCUCUUAGUUACUCCAUGGUUACUUGAAAUUAUCUUUUGCUAUUGAAAUAAAAUUUUCAAGGCAUGUAUUUUAUUAAUA